AUGAACGGCGGAGUUUCGAGAUUCGAGAACUCUACGCCUGUCAAGACCGGCGCUUUCACCAAAUCUGCAAUGGCGAACGACGUCGCAUCGCUUAAGCCACCACCCCCGUUAAUCAUCGAUCGGUUCAGGGGCAUGUUGAAGGAGAGAGAGGCGGAACUUAGCGUUUUCAAUAAUGGAGGACAUGACUCUGAUUCGAACUUGGGUACCGAUGAAAUUGUGCGUCUUUACGAGAUUGUUCUGUCGGAACUUACUUUGAAUUCGAAGCCUAUAAUUACCGAUCUGACGAUGAUUGCUGGACAGCAGAGAGCACAUGGCAAGGGCAUAGCUAAUGCUAUUUGCGGUCGGAUUAUCGAGGUUCCAGUUGAGCAAAAAUUACCUUCGUUGUAUCUUUUGGACAGUAUUGUGAAGAACAUAGGCAGGGAUUAUGUUAGACACUUCUCUGCACGCUUGCCUGAGGUUUUCUGUGAUGCCUACACACAAGUCCACCAUAGCAUGCGUCCUGCUAUGCGCCACCUUUUUGGUACCUGGUCGACAGUGUUCCCAUCAUCAGUGCUUCGCAUGAUUGAGGUGCAGUUGCAAUUUUCCCCUAGUGUAAAUCGUCAACAACCUGGUUUGGCUCCCUUGAAAACUUCUGAAUCUCCGCGCCCAACACAUGGCAUACACGUAAAUCCUGAAUACUUGGAAGCACGGCAUCAGUUGACCAUUGAAACAGUUGGAGCCAAAGGUUUGAGCUCAUCUGCCCGGGCACGCCCAGGCCAUACUACUUCGUCAUCACACCAAUCACUUGAUGAAUUUGGUGUGGACAGUUAUCGAAGGGUUACUGAAACGGCCUCACCAUCUAAUUCUAGAUUUGAAUAUGGGCUUAACAGAGUGAUGGGCCAAGAGGAGGAGACAAAUAAACUGCGAGCAAAAAAUUGGCAUGGUGAACCUGAUCAACGUCUUAAAAAUGCUGCUGUACUUAAUAAAGGAGUUGAUCUUCAAGGACCUAGAGCCUUGAUUGAUGCUUAUGGAAUUGAUCACAGGGAGAAAAAUUUGAACCUUAAACAUCCCAAGGUUGAGCAAAUGGGCAUAAAUGGUUUUGACCAAACGACAACUUCCAGGACAUGGCAAAAUACUGAAGAGGAGGAAUUUGAUUGGGAAGAUAUGAGUCCAACUUUAGCACACCAGAGCAAGGACAGGUUUGCUACACAACGUGCUGCAUCUUUGUUGACUGAUUUCAGUGGCAACUCGUUAAAUGCGCAAUUUUCUUCCACCGCCGAUUCUUCCAUUGUUGAGGGUGUUCCCCCUGUCAGUUCUAGAAAUGGAGGAAUUAGUAAGAUUACUAGUUCACACACGGCCUCAAAUCAGAUAGCUGCUUCUAGUUAUACCAGAGAAUCAUGGAAUUUACCAUAUCAGCCAUCGCAACAUUAUUUGAAUGCCAAAGAAGGUAGCUUGCAUUCAGGAAUUGGAGCCUCUUCCGCAGCUGAUGAGCAAAAGCCGCCUACAAUUGGAAAUUUCUCAAGUGUAGAUGGACAGUUUUUCGGGUCGCACUCUGUUGUUGACUCUUUAGCUCCUGAGAUUCGAUCAGCUGAUGCAUUGGGGUUAACAAAAGUAUGGCAUCCUGCAAGGUUACAGAAUUCAUAUCCAUUGCCUUCGUAUUCUGCUCUUCCUCCAGAAAUGCACAUCAGGAGUCAAUUUCCUAUAAUGAAUGCUGGCAAUGUCAAUAUCAACAAGUCAAUUCCUUAUCAGCAGCAUCUGGACAAUACUGGUAUGUCAAUAAGCAACUUGCCUCGAGCUCACGGUCAACUCUCCCGACCAGUACAUCCACAUCUACUAGCACCUCGAAAUCAUGGAUAUGGUGCACAAGGACGUGGUCCUCCUAUUGGGACAGCUAUUCCAACUUUACCCAGGGGACCACCGCCUGGCACAACUCAAUCAAUACACGCUGGAAAUACUGUUCAAGUUGCCCCCAACCCUCCAGCACAGGGUGCACUUUCGGGUUUAAUUAGUUCUCUCGUAGCACAAGGUUUGAUAUCAUUGACAAAACAGGAUUCUGUGGGAGUGGAGUUUGAUCAAGACCUUCUUAAGGUGCGUCAUGAGUCUGCAAUAACUGCUCUAUACGCUGAUCUUCCCAGACAAUGCAAAACAUGUGGCCUUCGAUUCAAAAGCCAAGAGGAGCAUAGGAAACAUAUGGAUUGGCAUGUCAACAAGAACCGGACUUUAAGAACUCGUAAGCUGAAGCCUUCUCCUAAGUGGUUUGUCAGUGUCAAUAUGUGGCUCAGUGGGGCCGAGGCAGUGGGGACUGAAGCAGUUCCAGGGUUUUUACCUGCUGAUAAUGAUGUGGAAAAGAAAGAAGAUGAAGAAAUGGCUGUUCCUGCUGAUGAGGACCAAAAUGCUUGCGCAUUGUGUGGAGAGCCUUUUGACGAUUUCUACAGUGAUGAAAUGGACGAAUGGAUGUAUAGAGGGGCCGUCUAUAUGAAUUCACAAGCCGGAUCAGCUGCAGGGAUGGACAGGUCACAGUUAGGUCCUAUAGUACAUGCUAAAUGCAGGUCUGAGUCCAAUGCUCCAACUGAGCAUUUUACAAAAGAUGAAGAGGAAUUAAGUGAAGAGGGUCUUCAAAGGAAAAGGAUGCGGUGUUAA
Molecule: messenger RNA, 2619 nt
Organism: Fraxinus pennsylvanica
Lineage: Eukaryota; Viridiplantae; Streptophyta; Magnoliopsida; Lamiales; Oleaceae
Source: the annotation of a GenBank genome assembly